Messenger RNA from Penicillium soppii, 1497 nucleotides. RefSeq names its product mannitol dehydrogenase family protein. Gene Ontology annotation, molecular function: mannitol dehydrogenase activity. NCBI's taxonomy places the organism in Eukaryota, Fungi, Ascomycota, Eurotiomycetes, Eurotiales, Aspergillaceae. The record is from RefSeq and is a predicted model, not a curated record. The coding region runs from base 1 to 1497 and encodes 498 amino acids. The transcript has a single exon.
AUGGCGCUCAAGCUCAACAGCACAAAUUUGUCCCAAAUCGCAGGUGACCAGAUCAAGGUCCCUACCUACCAGCGUGGUCCCGCUGUCAAGGAGGGAAUUGUCCACAUUGGAGUGGGUGGCUUCCACAGAGCUCACCUGGCUGUUUAUGUUGAUAAAUUAAUGCAAAACCAUGGCGUGACUGACUAUGCUAUCUGUGGUGUUGGUCUGCAACCCUUCGAUGCUACCAUGCGUGAUAUUCUGGGUGAACAGGACUAUCUUUACACUGUCAUUGAGCGUUCCGCCAAAGGAAGCUUGGCCAACGUGGUGGGCAGCAUCAACUCUUACCUCUUUGCCCCUGAUGACCGGGAGGCUGUCAUCGCCAAGAUGGCACACCCGGACACACACAUCGUGUCCCUGACCAUCACCGAGAGCGGUUACUACUAUAACGAGAACACCCACGAACUGCAAAGCGAGCACGCCGACAUCCAAUACGAUAUCAACCCGGCCAACGAGAACCAACCUCGCACCACAUUCGGCUUCCUCUAUGCUGCCCUGGCACGCCGCUACGAGAAAGGUCUUAAGCCUUUCACCGUGAUGUCCUGUGACAACAUGCAGAAGAACGGCUCCAUCACACGUCAUAUGCUUGAAUCGUUCGCCCGCCUCCGCAAUCCUGAGAUUGCCAAGUGGAUUGCCGAGGAGGGUGGAUUCCCUAACGCCAUGGUUGACCGAAUCACCCCUCAGACAUCAGCUGCUGAUAAGACGGCACUUGCCACCGACUUCUCCAUUCAGGACGCAUGGCCAGUUGUGACGGAGCCCUUCAUGCAAUGGGUUAUCGAGGAUAAAUUCUCUGAUGGCCGCCCAGACUUCGAAAAAGUCGGCGUCCAGGUGGUCAAGGAUGUUCAUGCCGUUGAGGAAUUCGAGAAGCACAAGCUGCGUCUGCUCAACGGUAGUCACUCCGCCAUUGGCUACCCAGGCCAGCUUGCAGGCUUCAAAUAUGUCCACGAGGUGAUGGAACACCCAGUGUCUCGCAAGUUUGUAUGGCAGAUGAUGCAGGAUGAGGUGAAGCCCCAUUUGCCCGACAUCCCCGGCGUUAACAUCGAUGAGUACUGCCAAACUCUCAUCGAGCGCUUCUCCAACCCCACAAUCAUGGAUCAGCUACCCCGUGUCUGUCUCAAUGCCUCCGGCAAGAUCCCCCAGUUCAUCAUGCCCUCAAUUGCCGAAGCCAUCUGGGACUCCGGUCCCUUCCGCCGCCUGUGCUUCGUGGCGGCCGCUUGGUUCCGGUACAUCAACGGUGUUGAUGACAAGGGCAACACCUUCCAGGUCGAGGACCCAAUGCGCGAGGAACUUCAGGCCAAGGCCCGCGCGGGUGGUACCGAGCCGCAUGAGUUGCUCUCCAUUAAGAACUUGUUCGGUGACGACUUACGGAAUGAUGAGCGAUUCUUGAAGACGAUCACCACCGCGAUGCAAGAUAUUGCCCGUGAUGGCAUCUUGAAGUCCAUGCCCAAGUAUGUCGACUAA